Anopheles moucheti is the source of this 1888-nucleotide messenger RNA. Its product is annotated as NADH-cytochrome b5 reductase 3. Gene Ontology annotation, molecular function: oxidoreductase activity; FAD binding. The coding region runs from base 236 to 1186 and encodes 316 amino acids. NCBI's taxonomy places the organism in Eukaryota, Metazoa, Arthropoda, Insecta, Diptera, Culicidae. The record is from RefSeq and is a predicted model, not a curated record. The transcript has 4 exons. Gene Ontology annotation, cellular component: mitochondrion.
UCAAUUAUAUCAGUAACCGGCAAACAUCUCCCGUACACAGUCGUUGUUCCGUUUGGUUCGUGGACACGUGUCUCGCCGUUUCCGUGCACCCCUUUUCGCUGUUUAGGCAGCGCAUCUUCCCGCUAUCACCAAACCAUAUCGCACACGGCAGCUUGGUGGUGGAAUUGUCCUGGUCGAACAUCUCGCGCCGGGGGCUUUCCGUCGGUGUAGAAAACGAAAAAGGAAGAGCAAAAACAUGUUAGAUUUUGACGUAUUUCCUGUUGCAAUCGGUGUGGUGGUGGUUGUCGUUGGUGCUGCCAUAGCCAACUAUCUGCUAAACAGCAAGAAAGGCAAAUCCACCUCCUCUGCCUCCUCCAAGGGAGGUUCAAAGGAACCCAAAACAUUAUUGGAUCCCCAGGAAAAGUAUAUGCUGCCACUGGUCGAGAAGGAGGAAAUUUCACACGACACGUGCCGCUUCCGGUUCGGACUGCCGAGCGAAAAGCACAUUCUGGGCUUACCAAUCGGUCAGCACAUUCAUCUAUCUGCCACCAUUAACGACGAGCUGGUGAUCCGUGCGUAUACGCCUGUUUCCUGCGAUGACGAUCAUGGAUUUGUCGAUCUGGUGGUGAAGGUGUACAAGAAAAAUGUACACCCAAAGUUCCCGGACGGUGGUAAAAUGUCACAGUAUCUGGAGGGGAUGCAGCUCGGCGACAAGAUUGCAUUCCGCGGACCGUCGGGACGGUUGCAAUAUCUGGGCAAUGGACGUUUCUCCAUCAAGAAGUUGCGAAAGGAUCCGGCCCAAAUUUACGAAGCAGCACAAGUGAGCCUGAUUGCGGGUGGAACUGGUAUUACCCCAAUGCUUCAGCUGAUCCGCGAAAUAUUGAAACAUUCCGAUAAGGAUAACACCAAGCUUUCGCUCAUUUUUGCCAAUCAGACUGAGGACGAUAUUCUGCUGAAGCCCGAAUUGGACGAUCUUGCCAACCGGUAUCCGGAACAGUUCAAACUCUGGUACACAUUGGACCGUCCAAAGCCGGAAUGGUCACAGGGUAAGGGAUUCGUCACGGAUGAGAUGAUCAAGGAGAAGCUGUUCGAACCGUCGCCUUCGUCGCUGGUGCUCAUGUGCGGGCCACCACCGAUGGUAAAUUACGCGUGCAUUCCCGCACUGGAAAAGUUGGGCUAUCCAAUGGAGCGUACCUUUGCCUAUUAGGAGCGUAAAAUCAUCAGGCUUACUCUGGUCCUCACAAAAUGCACAAUCCGAAUGGUGGGUUUCAAAGGAGACAAUAGCGCUAUUCUAGCAGCAUAUUACAAAAAGAAAAAAAAACUGUCCUACCUAUUUAGAUUUGUUAGUGCUUGUUUGUUCCGGGCUAUCUGCCCCAAGCAAGAUCUUAAAGAUCAAGUAGAAUGGAUCAUGCAAAAGAAGACUUCAAUACAAUCGCGUAAUUAGGGCGGCUCUAUUAAAGAUUCCUUGUAAAGGAAUGAUCGUACGCGGUUUAGAGCUAGUUACAAAACAUUAAUAACAACACACAAACGAAAACAUCACAUUUUGGCGCCACUCACCCGUCGUUUUAUAGCACCAUCCCGUAAAAGUGGCGUCAUUUCAUGAACCGGUUAGGAUAUUAGCGGCUGUAGCUCCUGUUAUGUGCGAUGCUUUCGGACUUGUUAAGAGCUAUAAGCUUCUCAGUGAUUAUUUAAACGGUGUCGUUCCAGACGAGACGAAAUAAAAGCGAAACUCUCUAGAUCUUAACUAACCUGCGGUGUGUAGUACACACAGCGUAGCUGUGUUGUUUUAUUUACGCGGCUAUGACACAAUCAAGAUUAGUGAAUAGAUGGAAAUCAUUACAAAAUUAUGUAAAAUGAGCAAUAUGGUUUACCGCUACAAAUAAAAGUGUAGUAUUUAUCAAAACUGUAA